Messenger RNA from Solea solea (common sole), 4439 nucleotides. It is a transcript of the gene avl9, whose product is annotated as AVL9 homolog (S. cerevisiase). NCBI's taxonomy places the organism in Eukaryota, Metazoa, Chordata, Actinopteri, Pleuronectiformes, Soleidae. The record is from RefSeq and is a predicted model, not a curated record. The coding region runs from base 154 to 2022 and encodes 622 amino acids. The transcript is spliced from 16 exons. Gene Ontology annotation, cellular component: cytoplasm.
AGAACGGAGUGAUCGUCGCCGCCGCUGCUGCUGUUGUUGUUGCUGCUGCGGCGUAGCUCCGCUCUGUUCAUCGCUCCCGGAGCGAAUAUCGCCUCCUUUUUACCGUUCCCUCGUCUGACCCUGGAGCUCAGAGCUGUGCAGGGCAAGGUGGACAUGGAGCCUCACGGCAGAGACGACGUCAAAGGACCGGUGCUGCACAUCGUGGUGGUGGGAUUCCACCAUAAAAAGGGCUGUCAGGUGGAGUUCUCGUAUCCUCCGCUGAUGCCGGACGAAGGUCACGACAGUAACCUGCUGCCCGAGGAGUGGAAGUACCUGCCAUUCCUCGCUCUGCCAGACGGGGCGCACAACUACCAGGAAGACACAGUGUUCUUUCACCUGCCUCCUCUCACUGGAGACAUGAAGUGUGUUUACGGAGUUUCCUGUUAUCGACAAAUAGAAGCAAAGGCCCUGAAGGUGCGACAGGCUGACGUCACCAGGGAAACGGUUCAGAAGAGCGUCUGUGUCCUCAGUCGAGUGCCUCUGUACGGCCUCCUUCAAGCCAAACUGCAGCUCAUCACACACGCGUACUUUGAGGAGAAAGACUUCUCGCAGAUCUCUAUUCUACAGGAACUUUACGACCACAUGAACGGCUCGCUGAAGGGUUCGUCGCUGGAGGGAUCGCAGGUUUAUUUAGGAUUAUCGCCAAGAGAUUUGAUUCUGCACUUUCGACACAAGGUUCUUAUUCUCUUCAAACUUAUCCUGCUGGAAAAGAAGGUGCUGUUCUACGUGUCUCCUGUCAACACACUCGUCGGCGCGUUGAUGACAGUUUUAUCUCUGUUUCCAGGUUUGAUCGAGCACGGCCUGGUGGACUCGUCUCACUACAGACCAAAGAGCAGCGUGUCCGAGGACCCGGGUCUGCUGGACAGUUUCUCUGCAGCCGACGAGUUCGUCUCCGUGUCGGUCACUGACACGCUGGAGCUGGAGGAGGAGGCGGAGUCAGCCCCGGCGUCCUCUGAGAACAGUGCGGAGGGAGAGAACGACCACCUCCUUAAACCGCCGUCGCGGACGUCACCGGACUCGUCAGAGAGCGACUGGGAGACUCUUGACCCCAGCGUGCUGGAGGAAACCGGACCCAAAGACACGACGUCGGCGACGACGACGACGACAGACUCCUCCCUCAACAAACCAACCACGCCCAUCACUGUGCAGCCGCAGCCGGGCAACGGUCAGGGGGGCGUCACCCAGGGUCUGGUGUCCGGUCUGGAGGAGGAUCAGUACGGUCUGCCGCUCGCCAUCUUCACCAAGGGUUACCUGUGUCUGCCCUACAUGGCUCUGCAGCAGCAUCACCUCCUGUCAGACGUGACGGUGCGGGGCUUCGUUGCCGGGGCGACCAACAUCCUCUUCCACCAGCAGAGGCACCUGAGUGACGCUGUCGUCGAGGUGGAAGAAGGUCGGAUCCAGAUCCAGGACCUGGAGCUGAGGAAGAUCCUGAGCUUGACGACGGCAGACCUGCGUUUCGCCGACUACCUCGUCAAACACGUGACGGAGAACCGCGAUGACGUCUUCCUGGACGGGACGGGCUGGGAGGGCGGAGACGAGUGGAUCAGGGCUCAGUUUACGCUUUACCUGCAUUCGUUACUGUCGUCUGCUCUGCAGGACGAUAACGAGCGGCUUCUGGCCGAUUACGGCGCCGCUUUCACCGCGGCGUGGAAAAUCACACACAACCACCGGGUGUGGCUCAGCAACAAGCACCCGGCCAUGACCUCCAUCACCCCAGGUCAUCCGUUCCAGGGUCAGUACAGCGUCGCUGACGUGAAGCUGCGGCUCUCACACUCGGUGCAGAACAGCGAGCGAGGGAAGAAGAUCGGAAACGCCAUGAUGACCACCAGCCGCAGCGUCGUCCAGACGGGAAAAGCAGUGGGUCAGUCGGUGGGCGGAGCUUUGACCAGCGCCAAGUCCGCCAUGUCCACCUGGUUCUCCACGCUGGCUCAGCCGGCCGCCGUGGCUCCGCCGGACUCUGCUGAACCUGAGGUCAAACCCUGACCUUCAGGUUUCCUCUUCACUGACUCUGUCCCUGUCCUCUGCUACGCUGAAGCCUGAGGGUCAGAAAGCUGCAUUUUAAUGAAGGAUUGGAAAGAAAAGCCUGGGGGCCCCUGUGUGGAUGAGAAUGGUACGGUCCAAAUAUCCACUGUGAGGCCCGAGAGGUCGUCACCUGAGCUGCUUCUUCUUCCUGUGAGACGUCGUUUUCACUCUUUGCUACGGUCGGUCCGUGUCCAAUAUUUUGAUAAAUAAAUAAAAAAAUAAAUGUAAAAAAACCAGAGGGUGAAAAUAAUAAUAAUAAUAAAACACCUUAAAAAACUACUGUGUGAAGGUAUAAACUGAAAAAAAAAAAACUUAUUUUCAAAACUAUUUUUCCUCCAAAAAUGUCUAAUAAGUCAUGAAAGGAUCAGUUGCUUCUUCAGUUUAUUUAUUCUACAUAUUUGGGGCGUUUUGAAUUUUCCCAGAUCCUCAUAACUGACAAAAAUAAAGUAAAAACUGAAUCAGACGAGUAAAACCAUCAGUAAAAAAACAUUGUGAGCUAAUUCAUGAAAACAGAGAGCAAAGUGUUUGCUUUAAACUCUGUAAACACAAAAAACAACUUACAUUUUCUUUUGCUAGGCAGUGGCAGCUAAUGUUAGCAUGUUAAACGUAGUGUAACUGUGGAAAAAUCGUAACUUUGGGAAACUUUUCCUAAGAAAAAUAGUAAAAGAUUCUAAACUCUGUAUGACAAAAAUGUCAUUAGCAACAUUUAUUAAUUAAUUUACCGUCCACAUAAAAAUUAGCAUGUAUGGGUUAGCUAAACAUGCGUUUUAGCUCACUAGCUAGCUAGCAGUCAUGUAGCUUUGACUCAGUAAGAAAAAGGGACAUCAAAUUCAUUAUUUACUCUUAAUCUGAAUUUGACAACUAAAAAAUUUUUUUUAGGGAAAUAAAAGCUGAGUCAUGUUAGCAAGCUAACUUUAUAAGCUUGCUGGUUAUCCUCGUUUUCAAAAAUGGCAGAACCGGUUGAAUGUUAAAGUGAUAUAUUUAAUUUUAGGUACAAAAGAGUUCCAAAUUUGUUUGUUUUUUAAAUUAUUCUGGGGAAAAUUACCCCUGUGUCAAUAUUCCCAGCAUUACACUAACAUUACCCACAUGCUAACUAGCCUAGCAACUGUAUCUUCACAACUUUACCCCUUUAAUUUCUUGGUGGGAAAAAAAGGAAUAAAAACAGAAAAAUUAGUGAAUUGAAUUUCUUGGAAAUAUCGUUUACUGAUGGAUAUUUUUGACUUUCCUGACUUCUCUGCACAGUACAUAUGGUAUUUAUUGCAAAAAUAUUCAAGUUUUCAGAUUAAAAAAUAUUUCUUAUAUUAUUUAAAAGGCAGUUAUCGCAUAUUUUUCCUUUUGAUAACGAAGAAAUUUACUUGAAAAUUGAGUUUUUCUCAUUUUAAACAAUUAUAAGAUGACGGUUUCUGAAACGACCACCUUGUUAUCGCGUGAAUCCUUUUUUAAAAACCUGAAAAACAGAUUCAAGUGCUUUUCGUUCACCCAGACCUUUUCUACCGUACUCACUGUCAGUAUAUAUAUUUUCUGAUUUAUCUUCAGAAUGUAAACGGUAUUUACAGCAAAAAUGACAAAAUAUUUAAGAUUAAAAACAUGGCUUAUAUUAUUUAAAGGGCAGUAAAUGCUGCAUUUUCCUUUUGAUAACUUGAAAAUGGAGUCAUUUUACAGCUGGAUUUUUACAAAAAAAUAGAAAUUAUGAACGCCGUUUAUCCCGGUUUAUGUAAUAAAACUUCCUGUAACUAUGAAAGGAAUUUUUAACUUGAAAACUGAGUUUUUAUCACCGUAAACUCAUUUAAAUUGUCUUUUUUUUAAAAUAAUCAAGGUAUACGUAAUCAAAUGUAACCGUUAUCUUCACCCACGCCUUUUAUACCAUAUAUAGUAUAUAUAAAUAAAUAUAAAUAUAUUGGGAAAACUAUGAUGAGUAAAACCUUAAGAGAGUUUUAAAAAGUCACAUAACUUUAUUUAUUUGUCGUGUUUGAAAAUAAUCCACAUUUUUGUCAUGACAACACUGGAGCGACGAGUCCUAAUCUGUGGACCACUGUGAGUUUAUUUCUUUGAUUACUUUUAUUGCCACGCAUUCACGUGUAUUUGUGUGAAAAAAAAAGUGCUUCCAGCCUCGAUUGUUUUGCUUGUGUUGGAUUAUAAAUGUCUCUUUUACAUAAACCUGUGUUUAAAAAUGUUUUUGUUUUCUUCGGUUUGUUAAAGGUUUGAGUUUCUGUUUUUUUUUACCCUCUUUUUUUUCCCUUUCUUCUAUUUAAAGAGAUUUGAAUGUAUUGUGAAGUCAAAUUCACACAAUAUUUUCUUGACCGAUGCUUUUAAUGUUAUUUGGAGAACGUGAUACGAUGAGAUUAUAUUGCUGGAUUAAAAAUUAUAUAAUUAAAUUA